Verticillium dahliae VdLs.17 is the source of this 603-nucleotide messenger RNA. RefSeq lists its product as uncharacterized. Lineage: Eukaryota; Fungi; Ascomycota; Sordariomycetes; Glomerellales; Plectosphaerellaceae. The coding region runs from base 1 to 603 and encodes 200 amino acids. The transcript is spliced from 2 exons. The record is from RefSeq and is a predicted model, not a curated record.
AUGCCCACCGAGUACGAGGAAAACGACGUCGAGAGCUCAGCCGCGGGCGCCGGCGCCAGCGCCGAUGUCGAGAUGGAGGGCGCCACGGCUGUCGCGGGCGACGAGACGGUCGUUGCCGAAGAGACUGUCGUUGCCGAGAAGGACAACGCACCAGAGCCACGCGCUACCUUUAUCAGCUACCUCAUGAGCCCUGUCGUCACCCUGUUGAUUGGCAACAACGACACCGAGUCCAUCCUGACAGCACACCAAGCUCUCCUCGUUCGGAGCCCCUUCUUCAGGGAAGCUUGCGCCCAGUUCAGCGAUGAUGGCAGUCCGGGCCAGGGCGAGCUGCUCAACGAAAACGUUGACGCCGGAGGCAAAUUCCUCGAAUACCUCUACACAGGCGACAAUUACCCCCGGAAAAUCCCGGGUCAGCGCACCCUCAAAAUCGACCCCCCGGCGCCCGAAGUCGACGACACGGGAAAACAAUUGGUCAAGCACGCGCGCGGCUACACCCUGGCCGAAAAAUUUUGGGUCGACCGCCUGGGCACCCCCGCCAGCUCCAAAAUUCACUGGGGCGACUCCACCGCCAAGGGCGAGAUCGCCUACGCCCCCUACGUUUAA